Messenger RNA from Paraglomus occultum, 2277 nucleotides. NCBI's taxonomy places the organism in Eukaryota, Fungi, Glomeromycota, Glomeromycetes, Paraglomerales, Paraglomeraceae. The record is from the annotation of a GenBank genome assembly.
AUGUCUGCUCAAAGUAAUAAUCAAGCUAUCGCUGAUAUCACAUCGGAUGAAACGAAAUAUUGUAAAUGUUGUAAAACCUCCAGAAGAAUCGACGAUUUUGUUAGAACGUGGGUAUCAAGCUCUAUUGAACGAAAUACGGAUACACUUGAUUCCAGCGAAAUUGGACAAGGCGACACAGAAAUCGGAAGUGAAAUAAAUGAUGAAAGCAAUUAUGACGAUCUUAUUUACAACAUCGAAGACAUUGAAAAUGCGAUAAAAGACGAAUUUACCAAUAAUGACGAUCAACCAAUAAAGUUCAGUUUAGAGGUAGAGCUUGAUGAUAUAAUGACCAUUGUAAAUGAUACAAGUGUCAAUCAAGACUUGAAUUUAGUGGCACAUGAGACAGCAAAGCAUCUACAAGUACACAUAGAAAACGGGUCUGAAUAUUAUUGGGAAAUUCGUAGAACUCAUGUCAAUAAAAAAGACGGCGAAUUUACAGGAGUGGUUACAGUGUACUUUGGCUGUACACAGAGAGAAGAUCGUCAGUUUUCCAGGUCCAGUGAAGAAUCAAGCAAGUAUGAACGCGAGGUUAGACCAGCUAUUCAACAUUAUCCGUGUAAGGGUAGCAUAACAAUGAAAAUCGAUCUCUCCAGUAAAAGGGCUAAAAUCUUGUUUAACCACCAAAGCAGUCACCCAAAGCCAACGCAUAGAGGCAUUAAUAUCUCUCUCAAUGCUAUAAAUUGGAUAAAAAAUAAUAUUAAUUAUGGCGGCAUACGUAAAGUCGAAUUUUACAAGAGAUUAUCUAAUGAGGGAUUAAUUGACCCGAAAACGCAUACAUAUCAACAAGUCUAUUAUUGGGUGGCAAAAUUAUCAAAAAAUCAAUUUGUCACUGAUACAAAAAAUCAGCUCAAGUCAUCCAAAAAUUUUCUCGAUCAUAACACACAAGCGGACGAAGGCUAUAAAGUAAUUUUUUACCUUGAAAAUGAUUUUGUAAGAGCGUUAGGGUUUAUUACGCCAUUUUUACGAUUUAUUGAGAGGAGUAGCAUCAUUGAACUGGUUGUUGACUCAACUUUUAAGACAAAUCAAGAACGUUUUGAACUGUUCGCUGUAAUAGUCAAUAAUGGCGGAUAUGGCGUACCAUUGGCAUAUCUAUACCUGGACACAUUUGUUCCUUUAGAAAACGUGUCAGAUAAUCAUAGCGAUAACAGAAUUCGAAAUCGUGAGGGUGUACUCCGUGAAUUUUUUUCAGCUUUACACUGUGAGGGUGUGCUCCCAACAUUUGUCUUGGUCGAUAAGGAUAUUGGUCAGAUUAAUGCAAUAGAGGCAGCAUGGGAUGGACGAACAAUUGUACAAAUCUGUCUCUGGCAUGUGGUGCAUGCAAUAGAAAGAAAAAUUCGGGAGAGUAAAGAAAAAAACAGCCAAUACACUAUAAACAUGGCACAGGCGGCUAACAGCCAGUUUGAUUUUAUCGAUCCACAAUGGCGACCAACUAGUAAUAAUACAGCCACGAUUUGUCCAGAUGAAUACAGAAAAGAUGUGUUGCGAAUAAUUAAAAAGCAUGCACUUGCACAUCCAUUGAUACCGAUAAGUAGAGAUACUUUUUUGACAAAGGAGCAGAUAUAUUAUCAGAGUGUACGGGAGGCAUACCAAUUCUGCCAAUCAAAUGACUUAAUACAUUUGUGGGGAUAUUUAUGGUGUAAUUGGUAUCAAAGAAAACAUUGGGAUCAUUUCGCACGUGCAUCAUAUCCUCAAGCUCUUCCACUUGCUCGCACAACAAUGAUAGUUGAGUCACACUGGCGUGUAUUGAAAUAUAAUUACAAAUACAGAUAUAAUCGACCACGACUUGACCAAUUAACGCAAAUUAUUACCAAACAAUUGGUUGCUGACCACAUAGAUCUGUGGAGAAGAUAUUGUAACAAUCGAGAAUUUCCCUCGUGGUGGCACGCCUUCAAACGGGAAUGGAAUGACGCAAAAGAAAAAGAUAUGGACGACGCACAUCAAUAUCACACUGAUACUGUGUCAUGGAUUUGUUCAUGUCCAGCGUAUUUAAAACAUCCCUACCUGAUUUGUAAACAUUUGGUAGCAACAAAAAUCAGACUCGUUCCUGGAUUUAUGCCACUUUUCAAGGACAUUAUGCGGCGCCAUGAUUAUCCGUUUAUCGAUUUUCACCAAGAGUCUAACGCACGCAUUCUAUUAGACAAUAUACCUUGGAAUAAUGUUCAGGAAAAUGAACAUCAGUCUAUCAAUGAGCCGUUAGAGAAACACUCCAAUCAUUGGUCAUUCAUGGGUUCGACUUAG